AUGGCCUCCGCGGUGGGAGGUGAGCCUCGCUUCCCUAAACCGCAGCCGCUUCUUUGCGGUAAGCGGCCACAGCGGUGCCGCCUCCGGUCCGCCGCCCGCGCUCCCGCUGCUGCUGCCGGCCCCGGGGCAGCUCCCGCAGAGCCCAGACCCCUCCCGGCACCGCUGCCGCCCCGUCGCAGCUUCCACCCCUCCCGGCCCUGGUGCCGGCAGCCCACCGGCAGUGCCGCCCGCCCCUGUGCGGCCGCGGAGCCUUCAGGAGCCGCAGAUGCCCCGCGGCGACACUGCUCGGCAAUUGCGACAACCCCCGUGGCAACGCGGGUCAGCGAGCGCAGUGACCCCGCGCAGUCCCCUCGCGGACCCCUUUUCCCCGCUGCACAGGGAGUCUCUCGGCUGACCCCGACGGCGGUGAGAGCACGGGCGAGCCCGGCCCUGCCCGGUUUCCCCCACCCCCCUCACGGGACACGGCGGGCACGGGGCGAGCUGGCGCCGGUGCAACCGGCGGGCACAGCCUCCCGCACGGGCGGAACAGGCGCGGGGGCAGCGCAGGCACCAACGCCUGUUGCGCGCAGCGGGAGGGGCGGGUAG
This is a messenger RNA of Lepidothrix coronata (blue-crowned manakin), 585 nucleotides long. Its product is annotated as predicted GPI-anchored protein 58. The transcript has a single exon. NCBI's taxonomy places the organism in Eukaryota, Metazoa, Chordata, Aves, Passeriformes, Pipridae. The record is from RefSeq and is a predicted model, not a curated record. The coding region runs from base 1 to 585 and encodes 194 amino acids.